Molecule: messenger RNA, 207 nt
Organism: Akanthomyces muscarius
Lineage: Eukaryota; Fungi; Ascomycota; Sordariomycetes; Hypocreales; Cordycipitaceae
Exons: 5
Coding region: 1-207 (68 amino acids)
Source: RefSeq, a predicted model, not a curated record
AUGAACUCACGCAUGGAGCACACCCCCCUGACCCUUCACCUUCAGGCCCAUGCCGCCCUGUCCACCUGCAAGUUGCAGCUGCAGCUGGAUGCAUUAGGUCGCCUCUCCGCUGAUUGGGCGGGCCGGUCACUGCCACUUCCCACCUUCCGUCAUCACCGACGACGCCCCGUCCCGCUUGUGCCGAUGUCACUAUACGAGCACGAUUGA